AAAGGGGGAGGGGGAUAUCUGGGUGUUGCCUGUAUGCGCCGACAGACAUAGCGGUUCUCUCAGUUGUGACGACCAGUAAGAUCUUAUUCUUAUCCCUACGCGUUACUUUGCUAACUGUCCGGCCUUGUAUGUUCAUUGUUACGGGGACAUACUUAGAACGUAUUUGUGGUGUGCGCUAAAAGGGACAUUGUCAAACUUAAUACAGCAAGGAUGGGAGUAGAAGGCUGCACUAAAGUCAUCAAAUACGUGCUUUUUUUCUUCAAUUUCUUUUUCUGGCUGGCAGGAGGAGUCAUCCUUGGGGUGGCUCUAUGGCUGAGACAAGACAGUCAAACCAGCAGCCUGCUCACACUUCAGCUUGAUGGCAACCAAGCACCCAACACCUUCUACAUCAGUGUCUACAUAUUGAUCGCUGUGGGUGCUGUAAUGAUGUUUGUGGGGUUCCUGGGCUGCUAUGGCGCUAUACAGGAGUCACAGUGCCUUCUUGGAACAUUCUUUGCCUGUUUGGUGAUCCUGUUUGCCUGUGAGGUGGCUGCUGGAAUCUGGGGAUUCAUGAACAGGGCCAAGAUCGCCAAUGAGAUGAUCAACUUCUAUGAUGCAGCUUAUGACAAGGCCCGUGGCAACAAUCAGGCAGCUGCUACAGUGCUGAAGGCCUUCCAUGAGACACUGGACUGCUGUGGAAAGGGUGACGCCUUGAGUAUUAUCACUGGCCUUUUCCAGGACAUUUGUCCCAAGAGUACCCUGAGCAUGACAACGAUCUCUCAGAACUGUCACACCAGACUGAAGGAGAUCUUUUCUGACAAACUCUACUUGAUUGGCAUUGUCGCCCUGGUGGUUGCUGUCAUCAUGAUUUUCGAGAUGAUCUUUAGCAUGGUGCUGUGCUGUGGAAUCCGCAAUAGCCCAGUAUACUGAAGCUAAGGGGAAGGGGCUGAAAAUCAUGAAGGAACAUUGAAAAAAAUAAUCUUCAUUUUAUAUGGUGCACCACUUUCUUAUGUAGUCGCUUAAGCAGUUAUUUCAGUCUUACUAAAUACAUUUCUUCUAUAACAAAUCUUUAACAGUGCGGUAGUGUGUUAUCGUCACAGUCUGAUCAUCUGUAUAUUAAGUAGCCAAGAGUCUUGUGUAAGAGGCUAAUUGAUAUAUAUGAAUGACCUAUGACACAUAUUUACACACACAUAAAAUAUUUAAUGUACAUGUAAAACCUUUCAUUAAUUUUGUAGUUUUCUUGUAUUAACUGCUAGGCAUUGCCCCUGUGCUGAAGUUGAAGACAUAUAUUCUCUGUUUUAUUGUUCUUUUUAUAUGUAGAUAUAUAAACUGUAUAUAUUGACAGUAUUUUAUCCCUGGCUAGCAUGGAUGCAUUAACUUCCCUUGGUUCUUCUCUUGUUUGUUAACCUUGUUGUUUAUUUCAGUAAUGGCCACUAAGAAACAACUCAAAGAGCAGAAAUGUACUUUUUUCAGGAAAGGCCAUUUUGAACUCAGUGCACGGGAGGGUAGCAGAAAUUUGGGUUCAUGUAUUCAAAUUUUUCAGCCUGAUCUUGUUCUUGGUGUCCCAGAAACCAUUUAAGGGAUUAGAACAUUGAGCUGUGACACACAAUCACACAAAGUUCUACCAGCCAGCAAACUCAUUGCAACUUUCUUCUGCUGACAUGUGCGACAGUUUCAUCAAAGGAAUAAAACCAGAGUUCAUACCUGAAUGUCAGACAGCAGUAGCUACAUUUCUACCAGUUGAUCAGUACAGGUGUGCAACUGUGCAAAGCUUUAUAUGCUUGUGUCUAUGCUUAUGCUUCUUUCCCCAGUCAUACAAGAUCCUCUCCAUACCUACAGUCCUAUUCAAGAGGAAGAUACAUGUUUGCAGAGAAGCAGCCUAGCUAAGUUGCAAAUCAGGAGGACAUUGUCAGUUACUUUUUACCAAUCAUUUUUUCAUGCAGGUGUCUUGUUCUUGGCAAACUAUAGAAUCACUGGAACCUGAAUGAAAUCUUAUCAGGCUACAAAAAAUAUGCUAAUGUUUCCACUACUAGCCAGGGUGCUUGGAUGGUUGUCCAAUUUAGUUCUUGUCUAGCUGUGUUGCUACUUGCUAGCUAGCUAUAUAUAAAUGAUAUUAUUUCAGCAUGCACUAGUUUCCUCUUUUUAGUCCAGUUAGCUGGCUAUAAUCAUGGCAGCAGCAAGCCUUGCUAGUUUUCUCAUUUUCAGUGCCAGAUACCAAGGCCACUUGCAUGACUAAAAGUAGCUAGCUGAGUUUGCAAGUUGCAGCAUGUGCUCUCCAGCAUGAACUGGAUCGAGAUGUACAUCUUAUUAUUUUUAUAUACUUUUUUUUACAUGUUUACGGUUGCACUGUUCAAGAACAAAGCUGUCAAUGCAGAGACCAUCUUCCCCACAUCCACAAAUGAUACUGUUUCAUUCUGCUGCUGGAACGUACUAUUAUUUUAAACCCACAUACUGCAAAUGCUAGAGGUUAAACCCUUGUCGUUGCAACAUCCAGAAUAGCAUAUCUGUGGUAACUCCAUCUCCAACCUUGUUGAAGGAUCAGGAAACGGCAAAGGUUUGAGGAAUAGCUUUAAGCACUGGUUUGGCUAGCAUGCAUUCUUGGAAAAGAGAACUUAAAAAGGUAAAAGGCAUGAUAAAGCUCUAACACCAUCUCCUGGUUUGGACUGACAGUGGAAAAGCAGUCACUGUGGAGUAAAGUUUGGGAAACCUGUCUUACAUCCAUAAGAUUGUAGGCUUUAAUCCCAGGUGGAAUUUGCAGAAAGUAUUAACCCCCAAGUAUUUUCCUAAAAUUGUGAGCGUAUUACUAAUGCUGGACUUGAGAACUUCAAAAUGAAAUAAUGUAAUCAUUCAGAUAAACUAAAUCAAGAGUGACUCCCAUAUUUCUUAAGAUCAGAAAUGUUAAUUAAGCAUUCUUGUCCAUCCCAAUGCCAGGCACCAUUGAGGAUUACUAGGAAAUAUCCUGUUUGGAGUUUGGUCAGCAUAGUGUCUAUAAUACUAAAUGUAUGUCAGGGACUCAACAUUGACAGGGUUAUUUGGUUAGGAUGGGAAUUCAUUUCUGCUUACCUGUCUUGUAUUUCAUGCUUUCUGAUUUUUAAUCGAUCUUAGCCAUAGAGGGGUCAGUCAUGGGCCCCCUAGCCUUACACGCUGAAUGUGUUUUAUCCUUACUCGCACCAGCUUUAAGCAAAACUGUUACAGUGCGGUUUUUCUUUUUUAUCUUUCUGAGAACUUUUGAGUCCUGUGGCAUGUUUGUAACUGCUGAUGUGUGCCAAUUGUAGUGUUACAUGUAGACUCAUUCAUUGCCAAAGUGGGUUGGCAAACACUGGACAGCCAGGGGAGUGGGAAAGGCAAGUUUCCAAUCCCUUCACAUGUUAUCAGGCUGACAAUGUCACUGCAUUUCAAUUUCUGAUUCACUAAGAAUGAAUUACCACUGCAUUUUGUGAUUCAACUGCACCAACAAUGAGAGAAGAAAGUUCAAUCAUUUCUCUGAUUUACAUUAAACAGCUAUUUCCAGUCAACCAAGCCCACCAGGAAGAGGAGAUACUGAGGAGAUGUUGGUUCAGAAAAGAGUUUCAUUUGUUACAUUUAAGGUAGUUCACUUUCUGUUUUUUUUAAAUAUAUAAUUUCAGUUUUAGUGUCUGUUUUUGAUUGCCCUAGACAGCUUUUUGAGUGCAGUGAAGGAAAUCUUCCAUAUUUUCUCAUGACCCACCAGAUUCACGAAGGCAGAUAUCAGACAGUAAUUCCAAAGCAGCCUGUUGUACAGUGACAUUACAUUUCCACGGACUGUGGCUGUUCAGAGGUGAAUAAAUAAUACAUCAUUAUUUUCCUACUUUAAGGUUUUAUUUUACAUUAACAAAUUACAAUUUAUUAUAAAAAAUAAACAUUUUAUAUUGUUCCAAUACAGGUGACCACAGGUUGCAUGCAACAUAGGAAAUAGUUUCAAGCAAAAAUAGUAUUAAACAUACAUUUUUGAAGGAUAAUUGGGUAAUGUACAUACCUCUGGUGGUAUAACAUCACUGCUGCUUUGGAGUUACUUGACAUACAUUUUUUUGUUUUUAACUACAAAGCCCAAAUCCCCUACACAUGUCAUUUAAAGCUGGCAGAUCGUCUGAAACUUAUAUAUAUCCUUCAUCGUACACAAAAACUGCAAGAGGCUAUUGAUAACAUGCUCUAAAUAAAACUGAUGUAAUCAACAACAAAAAAACCCAGAAAGUGAAUUUUCCCGUUAAGUAAUCCUUCUCUGUCCACUGGAAAGCUGAAAUUGUUGUCCAAAUCAAAAUAUGGUUAUCAAGGGUUUAAGAUUUACAAAAGAUGAGCAUUCCUGUUUCUACACCUCAGACUGCUGUAUCUUCCAUAAUUUUGAAAAGUCCCCUUGAAUGAAUGGGAAAGCUAGCCAUGCAGCUCUGACCCUAUUGAGAUCCCAAUCACAGUGAGUGAUCAUGGAGAGUGUGUGUGUGUGUGUGUUGCGUGUCCAACCCUGGCCCUAGCCCUAUGCCCAAGUGUCUCAUGAUAUAGCUCUCAUACUAGGGACCUACAUACAGAAGAUGAAGUGUCAUUGGAGUUGGGUUCAAGGAGAUGUGUUAUAUGGUCAGACCUGUGCCUUGCCCCCUCAAAUCCACGUAGAGAAGUGAAUGCUACAAUAAGGCUGUUAGGGCCAAUGGGAUUAGACAGGUUGGAAUGAGAUAAAAAUCAUCUACCAGCAGAGAGCAGUGUUGCAUUCUUCAGAGUCCUUGAAUGUGGGACACAGCCCUGUCAUCCAUGCAGCAUUGACUGCUUAAUGACUGAAAACAUGCAGUCUCCAAGCAACUACCACCAAGAUUAAUGGUUGAAAAAACAGCUCUUGCCAAAUGUUUCACUUGAGUGAAACUAUCUGCCUGUUUACUCACCCACAUACGUACACACCCACACAUUAAAUGUUACAUUUGUAAACCUACUUGUUACAUGGCUUUUACGGCCAUGUACAGUAAUAUCUUGUUAACACAUAGUGCUUAUGCUUAUAUAUGGAACAUGUCCUAUAACAUGUACAGCUACGUAUAAUCUUACUAAUUGCUAUGUAAAGAAAAAAAUGUAAGCCUUUUUUCAGUUUUGUUCCUGGUACUGUGUUGAAAGAAAAAGGGGCAGACACUUAAAACAAAAUAUAAUGGGACUGAUGAUCACUUGGAUCAAACAUUAUAUCCAUGAUCAGAGAGUUGGUCCUCGGCUUAUGUGAGUGAGGUGUCCGAGUUUUCCUCAUGAUUCAGUAAUUUAAACCUUGAGAUUUUUAAAGAUUAAUAAUCAAUUUGUGAGGAACUCCAUAUGCUGAAAACUGCAGUACAUUCUGUAGUGAAAUGAUGCUCACUGAAGAGACAGCUGUGAUGUUCCGCUUAUCUAUACCCACAAAAUGCUCCCCACUGCCUGCCUGUGGACUAAGUACAGCACUCUGAUCCUCAGUGAGAAUCCAAGGCCCAUUAUCAUUUUGAUGUUUGCUCCUUUUGAAUUUAAGUUUUUGUUUGGUUUGUUUGCUCCGAUAUUUAGGAUUAAAUGUAUUUUACAAAUAA
Messenger RNA from Anguilla rostrata (American eel), 5513 nucleotides. RefSeq names its product CD81 antigen-like. Gene Ontology annotation, cellular component: plasma membrane. Bases 211 to 909 code for a protein of 232 amino acids. The record is from RefSeq and is a predicted model, not a curated record. The transcript is spliced from 8 exons. Lineage: Eukaryota; Metazoa; Chordata; Actinopteri; Anguilliformes; Anguillidae.